UGCUCAGCGUGAAACAAAUAUGGCAUCUGCAGGUCUCCAGAUUUUGGGCGUCUUCCUGGCAACAGUCGGCUUUCUGGGCGAUAUCAUCAUCUGCAUCCUGCCCAUGUGGAAGGUGUCUGCUUUCAUCGGGAACAACAUCGUGACGGCACAGACCUUUUGGGAGGGCCUGUGGAUGAACUGUGUGAAGCAGAGCACCGGGCAGAUGCAGUGCAAGGUCUACGACUCUCUGCUGGCUCUCCCUCGUGAUUUGCAGGCGGCCCGGGCCUUGGUUGUCGUCUCCAUCCUGGUCGCCUUAAUGGGAAUCCUGCUUUCUAUCGCCGGAGGAAAAUGCACCAACUGUAUUGAAGAUGAAGCGGCCAAGACCAGGGUAGCCAUUGCUGCGGGGGUGUUCUUCAUCGUUGGCGGUAUCCUGUGCCUGAUCCCCGUGUCCUGGUCUGCGCACGAGGUCAUCAGAAACUUCUACAACCCCAUGAUUAUCGACUCGCAGAGGAGGGAGCUCGGAGCGGCGCUGUUCAUCGGUUGGGGCUCAGCAGGACUCAUGUUGAUUGGCGGGGUCCUUCAUUGCUGCCAUUGUCGCCAGCGUACAGAUAGAGGAUACACUGCCAAAUAUUCUGCCGCACGCUCAGCAGCCAGCGGAGGAGCCUAUGUUUAAAAUGUCUGCUUUCUUGUUUAGCUCUAGGAAACUAGACUGAACUCUUCAAAGCAAUAUUUUAUGAUCUUAACUUUAUUUCAAGUUGUUUUUUGCUGAUUUUGUUUUUAAUAAAUUAAACUUUGCUUAUAACCACUGACAUUUCUCGUUUGUGGGGCGUCUGCUUGAUGGUGACUUUAAAGAUUUUGAGAUGGUGGUUUGGGCUUUACAAAGCCUUAGCUCUUGGCUUCCUUCAACCUAGCUGGUAUAGGUGUCUUACUUUAGUGUCACUGUUACCACUUUGCAUCUUAUUUACACUU
Messenger RNA from Anarrhichthys ocellatus (wolf-eel), 948 nucleotides. Its product is annotated as claudin-like protein ZF-A89. Lineage: Eukaryota; Metazoa; Chordata; Actinopteri; Perciformes; Anarhichadidae. Gene Ontology annotation, cellular component: bicellular tight junction; membrane. The record is from RefSeq and is a predicted model, not a curated record. The coding region runs from base 20 to 652 and encodes 210 amino acids. Gene Ontology annotation, molecular function: structural molecule activity. The transcript has a single exon.